AUGGCCAGCUCACUUUCCCAUCCAUCCCAACAUCUACAGACUUUCAAAAUCAAACGUGAGUCUGAGGAACCAUCUCUGCCGUUAUUGGAAAAGAUGGCCUCUCAGCGGUCGCGCUCAUUGUCCACUGGGGCCAAUAUGCAUCCCCUCAGGCCGUCUGAUCUCCGAAAUGAACAGUCCCGACCAGGCAGUCGCAGAAGCCACUUUGCUUCGCGGAAGAACACCCCCAUGCCAGUGGAAUCUAUGUCCCGAAGGGAACACUCGAUGGCGUUACCAUCUUCGGACGACAAGCUGGAGCCUUCAGCGACACCUCAGGAUGCCCAAACCAUCAUAUCCGAGAAUAAAAAUACCAUCACUCGUACGAUCUUGACGUGCAUGCGAUUGUAUGGCUUCAAUCGCUCGUCACGACCUACAAGCACAGCCAAAAGUGGCAAUGGGGUCGAUUCGGAUGUGAAUUUGUCCACGGAGAUAGGGGCAACUUCUGGUACCGACGAAGAUGAGUUCAAAGCGAUGUAUCAUGCAACUUAUCGUGCAUCAACGUUUGCCCUCCGCAAGUAUCUGAAGCAAUGCCCGAGUACCGACGGGGCUGUAAAGGACCUUCCGCCUUUGCUGGACAAAGAAAAGGCAAUGACAUAUAUAGACGAAUUCUUGAGGCUAUUUUGUGGAGAGGUUUAA
Aspergillus fumigatus Af293 is the source of this 672-nucleotide messenger RNA. RefSeq lists its product as uncharacterized. Lineage: Eukaryota; Fungi; Ascomycota; Eurotiomycetes; Eurotiales; Aspergillaceae. The record is from RefSeq and is a predicted model, not a curated record.